AUGGAUAAAGAGCAACAUAAGAGUUUCAGGGACGAAGUCAUACAAAUACUCUCUGGUCUUGAUGAUUCUUUGUCUCUCGACUAUAAAAAUACGUGGAAUGAUAUAUCUGACCAUGUAUCAAAAAACAUUAUGCUAGCUAUUGACAAAGCAUUAAACAAAAGAAUGGUUUACAAUCAGACAGAACUUAAAUUCAUCUUGCAACAACUUCAUCGUCACAAGCGAGACAAUUGA
Messenger RNA from Funneliformis caledonium, 231 nucleotides. Lineage: Eukaryota; Fungi; Glomeromycota; Glomeromycetes; Glomerales; Glomeraceae. The record is from the annotation of a GenBank genome assembly.